Molecule: messenger RNA, 2168 nt
Organism: Scheffersomyces coipomensis
Lineage: Eukaryota; Fungi; Ascomycota; Pichiomycetes; Serinales; Debaryomycetaceae
Exons: 1
Coding region: 161-2077 (638 amino acids)
Source: RefSeq, a predicted model, not a curated record
CAUAACAAUGAGAUCAAACUGAGUUAUCAAAAGUUAAAGUCAAGUUAAAAGACAUCACAAACUUAAUGAUAUAUUCCAUAUAGAAUAAUCACAUUUGAUUUCAAUACACUAAUAACGUCGAAGAGGGUGAAGGAAGGACUUGAAACAACAAUAAUUGACUAUGUCCUCCUCAUCACAAGAUUUUUACGCAGUGUUGGAGCUAUCACGAACGGCAACCACUGAAGAAAUAAAGAAAUCAUUCAAAAGGCUUUCAUUGAAAUAUCAUCCUGAUAAAACACAUGUGAAGGAACAUCAUGAUAAAUUCCUUCAAAUAAGUAGUGCUUAUGAAACAUUGAAGAAUGAUGAUACAAAAAGAGCUUAUGAUAUACAAUUAGGUGCUAUACCUCAAUUUACACCAUCCCAUACUACUUAUUCUUCAAGGUACCAAUCAUAUCGUUCUCCCUUUGGAUCAGGCUAUUCUGAUUUGCAUGGAUUUUUCAAUCGAAAGGAAGAUACUCAAAGAAAAGCUGAUGAUGAAAGAGCUAAAUAUGAAGCUCAAAGAUUAAGAGAAGAAAUCCUUGCCAGACAAAGAAAGGAAGAAGAAGAUAGAAAAAGACGACAUCUAGAAGAAAAGAUCAUAAAAGAAAGAGAAGAAGCUGAAAGAGCUCAAAAAGAAGCAAGUGCUGCCAAAGUUCAAUCUGUAAAGGACAAACUAGAUGCCAUGUCAAAAAAUCCCAAAAAGCAAGAGUCAGUGAUGGCUGAUUUAUUAAAGAAGAAAGAAGAGGAUGAGAGGGAAAAAAUUUUAAAGGAAAGAAUGGAUGAAAAUUUAAGAUAUAAAGAAGGUAAAGCAUCAGCUGAGAAAAAGGCAAGACAACAACGACCUACUGAUUUCAUAAGUCAAGAUGAAUUUGAUGAACUCUUGAAAGGUGCUCGGUUGGAUAAGAAUGAACCCGUGAAGAAUAAUAUAAGAGUACCAUCACAGGUACCUACAAAUGGAACAACAAAGAAACCAUCCAAAAAGGGAGAUUCUGCAAAUGAUCAAGAUGAUGAUUAUUUCGUAGAAUAUCUUCCGGGUCAAACUCCUCCUGCCACUCCGGUUUCUUCUUCACAAAUGCAUGGAGAAGAUUCAGCUGAUCCAAUUGUAUUAGAUGAUGAUGAAUCUAAUGAACAUAGUCGUGCUAAAAAAGCUGCAGCUGCGGCAGCAGCUUCUGCUGCUGAUAUAGUGGUUGAUGUGGAUGAAGAAAUACCCGAUUUACCAUAUCAACCAGGAGGAAAACUUUCAGAUGAUGUAUUUACAAAUGGUUCUGGUCCUAUUCCUAUUCCAAGAACUGAGCCAAGAAUGUAUAAAAGGGCUACAUCUCCUAAGAGAACUACCUACCCUAAUCAAAGUUAUGUUCGUAGUACAAGUAUUCCUACCUCAUUUGAAGCUGGUAAUGCUUCUGUUAAGAGAGGAAAUACAGCAUUCUCAUACGUUUCAAUAAAUGAAGUGUUACGAGAAAAUAAUAUAGAACAAACAGAUUAUGCUGAUAUGCUUAAUAGCUUACCUCAUUUGAAUGGGAGAAGAAAACCCAGUGGAGAAGUAUCUUCAUCUCAAUCCAAAAAAGCUAAGGUUGCUGAAUUUUAUGAUGGAUCAUCUCAAGCAGAAACUCUUUCAACCCCCAUUAAUAAAAAUACAGUUAGAGGUUAUAAUCCUGGAACCCCUGCUAAACCAAAAUCACUUACAGUAUUUGAUUUACAUGCUUCACCAUCUAUUCUUGAAUGCGAACCUCCCGCCACUCCAAAUGCAAGUAUAGAUCCAUACAUCACUCGAAAUGGCUGGGAAAGAUACGUAACGCAAAUGAAUAAUUAUCAUCGAGAAUUCUUAUCAUAUAAAAAGCUUAUUGUUCAAUAUCAAUUGGAGAGAGCUUCUAAAGAUGAAGAAUUAUUUGAUGAGGUCAAUAAACAAAUAAAUCAUGAAGUAUAUCAACAAUGUUUGCGAAGAGAUUUACAAGUCAAUCAAGAAUAUACUGAGCAAUUACGAAUCUUUACGAAUGUCAUGAGUAUUUAUAAACAGAAUUGUGGAUGGAUAAAUAUGAAGAAAACUGAAAGUAACUGGUAGUUACUCUAACUCCUCCCCUGUAUUAUAUAGAGAAAUCUUCUGAUUAUAUAGAGUCUAUAUUUUACUUUAAUAAAAAGAGAAACCAAAAAAC